AUGCAGAAGUGCGGACUGUGGGCUGUGGCCUUCCUGGCCCUCCUGUCUGCAAGGGCCUUUCCACACACCGACAUCAGUAUUCACUCAGCCCUGUCGGAGGGGCCCCAGAUGUCUUUGAUGUGCCCCCUGUUCUGGACAGAAUUCAAAGGUCACUGCUACAGAUUCUUCCCCAUCAACAGGACCUGGGCGGAGGCCGACCUGCACUGCUCUCAGUUCACUGUGGGUAGGAAAUCUGCCAAGCUGGCCUCCAUUCACAGCUGGGAAGAGAACGUCUUUGUGUAUGACCUGGUGAACAGCUGUGCUCCUGACAUCCCAGCUGACAUCUGGACAGGCCUUCAUGACCACAGGCAGGAAGGGCAGUUUGAAUGGACAGAUGGCUCUCCUUAUGACUACAGUUACUGGGACAGGAGCCAGCCUGGUGAUGGCAUCCAUACAGACCCAGAAGAAGACUGUGUGCAGAUGUGGUACCGGCCCAGCAGCGCACUGAGGUCCUGGAAUGAUAACACCUGCUACAGGAAGUUCCCCUUUGUCUGCAAGAUCCCAUCUCUGAGCAUUCACUGA
Peromyscus eremicus (cactus mouse) is the source of this 561-nucleotide messenger RNA. It is a transcript of the gene Clec19a, whose product is annotated as C-type lectin domain containing 19A. The coding region runs from base 1 to 561 and encodes 186 amino acids. The record is from RefSeq and is a predicted model, not a curated record. Gene Ontology annotation, molecular function: signaling receptor activity. The transcript has 5 exons. Lineage: Eukaryota; Metazoa; Chordata; Mammalia; Rodentia; Cricetidae.